Messenger RNA from Guyanagaster necrorhizus, 2361 nucleotides. Its product is annotated as FAD/NAD-P-binding domain-containing protein. The transcript has 7 exons. The record is from RefSeq and is a predicted model, not a curated record. NCBI's taxonomy places the organism in Eukaryota, Fungi, Basidiomycota, Agaricomycetes, Agaricales, Physalacriaceae. Gene Ontology annotation, molecular function: monooxygenase activity; flavin adenine dinucleotide binding. The coding region runs from base 207 to 1970 and encodes 587 amino acids.
CUUAAGGUCAUGGCCACUUUCUAUCUCUUGUUCAUUUCCGUUUCCGGGUAAAGGAUAUCACUAUUUGUUGCCGGGCACUCUCGCGCCUGUAAGCAUUGUAUCAGAUGAUGACGGAAACCACACGGUCUACUACCCAUGAAAGAUUCAGACUACUGGAUGGGAAUAUAAGAAUGCUUCGCAAUCGCUGAUGAAUCGCAUUGUCCGUCAUGAUCGAUCUCAAGGAUACCUCGUCUUACGCUUCCGAUAUCGCGUCUACCUGGGUAGAUAACUUCGCCAAAGCUCUUGCUUCGGGUGAAACCCACAGUACACUAUCGUGCAUCCUCCCCGACGGCUGGCUUCGCGAUAUCCUUGUGUUCACUUGGGCGAACCGCUCCCUGCAUGGACAUGAGAAGAUCUCGGCAUAUCUUAACAGCGAUGGCAAUAACAGAGUCGUUUUAGCACAGGUCUCUAAUGUAGCCCUGGAUACGAGAGAGUUCUUGACGCCAGAGUACGCGUCAGUGAGCGGGACGGUCAUGUCAGGAUUUACAUUCAGCACCUCUGUGGGAACAGGACGUGGAUAUGUGCAUCUCUUCCCUGACGCGCAAGGCGUGUGGAAGGCACUGUCCGUACUCAUGAUGCUUGAUGAGCUCUACGGGCAUCCCGAGGACGGUCCUGAGCUUGGAGUGUAUGGGGAGCAUACUUUAGCUUGGGAAGACGUUCACAAAGAACGUAAGGAAAGUAUCGAGGCGGAUCCUUACAUCUUGAUAAUUGGGGCUGGUCAGACAGGCUUGACACUCGCAGCCCGCUUCCGUCAAAUGAAUUUGCCUACCCUGGUUGUAGAAUCUAACCCACAUGUGGGCGAUAACUGGAGAGCUCGAUACCCGACUCUUACGCUACAUACUCCUCGGUCUCAUUUUCAGUUCCUGUAUCACCAAUAUCCGUCCAAUUGGCCGAUAUACGCCUCGCGUGACAAGGUCGCAAAUUGGCUGGAGCACUACGCUAUCAACCAGGACAUGCAUGUGUGGACAGGCUCUCGACCUACUGGUAUUCCCACCUAUGACCUUGAAACGAAGAAAUGGACCAUCGUCAUCGACCACGAGGGUACUACUACUAUUCUUCAUCCUACUCAUAUUGUCUGCGCGUCCGGAAUUCUUGGUGCUCCAAGGAUACCUGCCAUCGAAGAUAGGGAUGUGUUUCUUGGAACCGUCCUUCAUGCAGAGAAGUAUGGUGGUGGGAAAUCUUACAGCGGCAAACGAGUUAUCGUCGUAGGCGCGGGAAAUACUAGCGCUGAUAUAUGUCAGGACCUUAUCGUGCAGGGUGCCGAGUCCGUAACCAUGGUUCAGCGCUCAUCGACCUGUGUCGUCGCGAAGCAUCCUGGUUUUACCAACGCCCUGCAGAGCUUGUGGCCUGAGGAUGUCCCGUCUGAGAUAUCUGACUUCAAGUUCCUUUCCAUACCUCUACCGUUGCGAAUAAAGAUAGCCAGUGCUCAUGCUGAGGAGUUGGCGGAAGUUGAAAGCGAGAUGCAUGAAGGUCUAAGGAAGGCGGGUCUCGAUGUUAACAUGGGCAAGGAUGGGUCGGGCCAGUUCCCAAUGGUGUUCCAGAGAUUGGGGGGCUAUUGGAUUGACGUCGGCUGCGCAGAGCUUAUCAUUUCAGGGAGAGUGAAAGUCAAACAAGGUGUCGAGGUUCAGCGAUAUCUGAGUGAUGGCGUCGUUUUCACUGACGGUUCCAAGCUGGAAGCUGAUGUUGUGAUCUACGCGACUGGCUAUCAUAACAUCCGUGAUACCGUUAAGGAUGUGUUCGGCGAAGCUAUCAUGGAGCGUACAAGUCAAAUUUGGGGCCUUGACGAGGAAGGCGAAUUGAGAGGUUGUUUCAAACCUUCCGGUCAUCCAGGCCUCUGGUUUGGCGGCGGUGAUAUAAGUCUAUGUCGAUGUUUCUCUAAACGCAUGGCCCUCGAAAUGAAAGCUAUUCAACUUGGCUUGGUGGAUAAAUAGAAGACCAUACAUCCAGAAGAGAAAGAGAUGAAGAGGUUUGUGUCAUGGACCCGAUACUAUUUUCUUGAGACCCAUAGAGGAAACUGUCCAAACACCUGUUACUUCAAAACUGGCAAGGAAACAUGGUGACAAGAUUGAGUAAUGGAUAUAUAGAAUGUUAGAGCGUCGAUGGUGCUGGCGUAACCAGAAGACCGAUGUUAAAUACAGGGAAAUACCACAUUGAAGCCACAGUAAUGACUGGUUCUCAUAGUCGCCACCAACUGUCUAGGUCUCUUCUUCCGCUCUGGUCAGACCUGUAUCGGAUUUGAAGGCAAGGUAGACUUUGAGUUGUACCUUCAAGCGGGUGAAGGCCGCUUCGCGUAGUCUGUCCUUUAACACCUCGAAGGCUAGA